AUGGUUCACAUUCAAGACCUCCCCCGGGAGCUGCUUCUGCAGAUUUUCUCCUCCGUUGCCCAUAGCAAUCCUUCCAACCCACAGGAUCAGACCACCAAGUCUCCGGAUGAAAGCGCCAAGACCCAGUCCCAACAACCCCCUGCCGAUAGACUGUUCCCACGCCCUCCUUGGGGAGGGAGCGCACAGAUCCAGGAGAUCAUCGACUUGUACAAUCUGUGUCGGGUGUGCCACUUGUUCCGCGAACUCGCCCAGCCCCUGCUGUUCGAGCAUGUUGACUUGUCUGGCUUCCCUGGCGAUCUGCGAAACCUCGUCUCCCUCACCCGUACCGUCCUCCGCCGUCCCAGCCUAGGCGAACAUAUUCGCAGCCUCUCCGUCCUUCCAGACCACGAUCAUCAUGUCUUUCAUCAAAGCCCACAGCCUCUAACCGCCAACGACCGAAAGCUCUUUACUUCAUCCAUACGUGAUCUCCGCUUAGACAAGGAGGACGAGCGCGACUGGAUGAGUGUCUUGAGGGAAGAGGAGUUCGACUACAGUCUUAUGGUCGUCUUGCUUAUCCUGAAAGCCCCAAACCUCCGCAUGUUGACAUUGGCGGGAGGUUACUUUGCCAUGAAGCCACUCGAGCAAGCUUGGAAGCGCCAUCCUGCCAUAUUGUCGAAACUUGAGGACCUGUGGUUCGAGGGCGACGACCUUCUCAAGGGCUACCCGCUCGCUUUUUAUGAGGAGAUGAUCAGUCGGCUCCAGUUACGCUCGAUAGAUAUUGAAGAAGCCCACCUCAGUGACGACCUGUUCCCCGCCUGCUGGACUCCACAGUCUCUGACCAUGAGCCGGAUCGGCCUACACCUCUGCCAUAUCGAUGCCCCCUCUGUCACCAAGUUACUCCGCGCAUGCCGCACAGUGACCUCCUUCACUUACGACAACUUUACCACGGACCCUGAGGACCAGCCUCAUAACCUCCGCCCCGUUCGCGAACCCACCGCUCCCGAACUAAGCGCCGCGCUCCUACCCCACAAGGACACCCUAGAAGGCUUGACAAUGACCUGGAACCGCGAACCCUGGGAGCGAGAGAACAUCCAGGAUUAUGUGGCCCGCCAGGCGAAGAUUGGCUCGCUGCGCGACUUCUCCGUGCUCCGGCGACUGACCGUCCAACAAGCUUUCCUGCCGCCGCAGCCCCAGUUUCCUCCCACACUCGAAAAGCUCACUGUCGAAGACUGUAACAUUUCGGUCCGUGGUUUGGCCGAGCAUCUGGCCCAGGAGCGUCGCCAGGGACGCCUUCCCGCACUCAAGAGCGUCAAGAUGCUCGCCGUGGACAUCACCGACGCCGUCAAACUCCCGGGUCAGCAGAUCCCAUUUGGCCAGACACCGGAGCAGUGUUGUACUAGCAUUAAGGACAUGUUUAAGGAUACGCCCGUCGAUUUUGACAUCCUGCCUUAUCCGGACUGUCCGCAAAAUAUCGCUGGCGACUCCGACCUCGACGACUACUCUGAUGAUGACCCCUACGAUAUGACUGAUGAAUAUGGCUUGCUGGGUCUCCGCGAAGGGGGAAACAGCAUAUUCCAGGCGAUGCUCAUGCAGGCGAUGCAGGCACAGGGGGACCAUUACAUGGAUGAUGAGUUCGACGAGUGA
Molecule: messenger RNA, 1623 nt
Organism: Aspergillus tubingensis
Lineage: Eukaryota; Fungi; Ascomycota; Eurotiomycetes; Eurotiales; Aspergillaceae
Product: similar to An14g07160
Exons: 2
Coding region: 1-1623 (540 amino acids)
Source: RefSeq, a predicted model, not a curated record